GCUGGAAAUGCUGAUACUGCUGUAUGUCCUGAAUGCAAUGAACCUUUCCGACAAUUGUUGUUGUACCGACAACAUGUUUAUCGACACACACAUCCCCUUUCAUGUGCACAUUGUCAUCGUUCAUUCCGGACAUUGCAAGAAAGAGGUAAACAUGUGUGCCUUGAUCUCUUGGAACAAUGCUGUCAAUGUGGUCAUCGAUUUGGAACUGUGCCGCAGCUUGAGAGGCAUGCAUUGACACAUGGAGUUCCCCAUUACCAUUGUUAUGAAUGUGGCCGUUCUUUCCAUCUCAUGACUGAUUUUAAACAUCAUCGCUGUUUUGAAUUGGGCCUUAAAUAUCUACGUCGUGCUCCAAAGAAAGACAAUCCAUCUGUUACCUCUGUUGUUUCAUCAUCCUCUCUGAAAAGAAGUAUGAAUUCUAGUCAGCGUUCUCAGUCGGAUGAGGUUCUUAUGUGUGAAAUUUGUGGUGAGGUUUAUAAAUCAAAGUGGGCCCUGAAAGCACAUCAUCUUUUGCAUGGAGAACGUAAAGUGGAGUGUGGUGUCUGUGGCAAACGCUUUCAUCGUAAAGAUGUUCUCAUGGAACAUAUGUAUAAACAUGAGGAAGCACAGUUGCGAUGCACCAUCUGCAACAAAUUAUUGAAGUCAAAAAAGUCUUUGGAUGCUCAUAUACGUCAACAACACAGUAAUCAAAAGCAAUUUAUCUGUUCGCAAUGCGGCAAGGAAUUCCAUCAAAAGAUGAACUUGCAGAGACACAUGAAAAGUCACGAGAAGUCUCAGCAAAAGCGACAGUCUGUUAACUGCACUCUCUGCGGACAAAACUUUCAAUUUUCCAAAGAACUUGCUAAACAUAUGGCAGAGCAUGCAGAGACUCCUGGAUUUCAGUGUACCCUUUGUGAUCGCACAUUUAUUAAGGAAAGGAGCUUAAGUCAACACAUGAAACUCCACCGAGCUCGAUCUCAUGCUUCACGAGGAUUCUCAUGUCCAGCCUGUGGACAUACUCUCAAACAUCGCAAUUCUCUUCGACGCCACAUAAUUAAAAAUCACCCAGAAUUAACUUAUGGAAGGAAGGUGAUGUCUGAAGAUCAAGAGGAUCCUAAUAACAUAAUAGGACAACCUCAAAGUCCAGAGGUUCUCCUGACUGUUUCUCAGUUGCAACUAACUACUGAUGGAGUUCAGCAGGUCUCUCUCCCUGAAGAGGUUCCAGUUGAAAAUGCAUGUCUACUUGAGGAGGGAGCUAUGGAUUGCCCUGAAGAAAUGGUUUUGUAUGUUCUUCAGGAGCCUUUGUCCUGCCUUCCACUGCAAGAACCUUCAUCAUGACUUUAAUAAAGACUGUCACUGAUGGUUUUUGAAGUGUAAAGUAAAUAGAACAUUCAAUCAUGUUUAUAUUCAACUUCAACGUGCAAUUAUGUAUAUUUUUUAUAAUCAUUUGAAACAAUACUGUGUUACGUGGAACAUUUGUUCCAUUUUCUGUGUUUGUUACAUUUUGUUUGAACUUUUGUUUUGUGAAAGAAAUGUUAUGAUUUGCCUUAAUUUUGCCUCUAACUGUACAUACAUUUUCUCUCUGUCCUUGUGACUGCAAAUUAUCAUGUGAGAAAAAAUUAACUACAUGAACAUCCUACACAAAGGUAUAUUCUUCACUUUGUUUGCCAGCUAGUGAAGAGCAUUAUUGUAGCUUUAAUAAAGAAAUUGUGUAUUAUCCUGAAA
Molecule: messenger RNA, 1701 nt
Organism: Gryllus bimaculatus (two-spotted cricket)
Lineage: Eukaryota; Metazoa; Arthropoda; Insecta; Orthoptera; Gryllidae
Source: the annotation of a GenBank genome assembly